GAGCUUGCUGACACACUGGAGAAAAGUAAAACUCUUCUGAGGUUCCAAAAAGAAAUGAAGACUAAACUGAAAAAGAGGUAUCAAAUCCUGUGUGAAGGAAUUGGACAGCAUGAAAACCAAACUCUUUUAAAGGACAUCUACACAGAGCUCUACAUCACAGAGGGUGGAAGUAAAGGAGUUAAUGAAGAACAUGAAGUCAGACAGAUCGAGAUGGCGUCCAAGAGACAAACAAGACCGGAGACACCAAUCACUUGCAAUGACAUCUUCAAGCCAGUUCAUCAACAUCAGAAAAAGAAAGGUUUGAGAAACUUGACUAAAGGAAUCGCUGGCAUCGGAAAAACAGUUUGUGUGCAGAAGGUCAUCCUUGACUGGGCAGAGGGAAAAGUCAAUCAGGACAUUAAUUUUAUAUUUCCUCUUCCGUUCCGGGAUUUAAACAUGAAAAAGGACCAAUGUAGUCUAAUGCAACUUCUUACCCACUACUUCCCAGAUCUAAAAGAGAUUGAUAGUAUUGAAGAUGGUUUAACAAAAACAGUUUUUAUUUUUGAUGGUCUGGAUGAGUGUCGACUUCCUCUAGACUUUAAAAACAAUAAGAAGUGCUGUGAUGUCACAGAACCAACCUCAGUGGACGUGUUGCUGACAAACCUUAUCGAGGGGAAUCUGCUUCCCUCUGCUCUCCUCUGGAUAACCACACGACCUGCAGCAGCCAAUCAGAUCCCUCCUGAGUGUGUUGACCAAGUCACAGAGAUACGAGGGUUCAAUGAGCCACAGAAAGAGGAGUACUUCAGGAAGAAAAUCACAGACCAGAAUCUGGCCAAUGAAAUCAUCAAGCACAUAAAAACAUCAAGGAGCCUCCACAUCAUGUGUCACAUACCAGUCUUCUGUUGGAUAUCAGUCACUGUCCUUGAGUCGAUGCUGAAAGUAGCAGAGAAAGAUAAAAUCCCCAAAACUCUGACUCAGAUGUACGAACACUUCCUGCUCAUCCAAACCAGAAUGAAAAACAAAAAGUACAACAAAUCCACAGAAACAAAUCCAAAGAAACUGUCUCAGUUAGACAAAGACAUGAUCCUGAAGUUGUCAAAGCUGGCUUUCCAACAGCUUCAGAAGGGCAACCUGAUCUUCUAUGAGGAGGACCUGAGAGAGUGUGGCAUUGAUGUCUCAGAGGCAUCCGAGUACUCAACACUGUGUACAGAGAUCUUUAAAGAAGAAUCUGGGCUUUACCAAGAGAAAGUCUUUAGCUUUGUUCAUCUGAGCAUUCAGGAGUUCCUAGCAGCAGUACAUGCUCUAGAAUCUUGUCUGGGCAAGAAGGAACAUGUCUUCCCCCCCACUCAGAACCCAUAUCGGGGAGCAAACAGGUUAUCUGAAUUGUACAGAACAGCAGUAGACCAGGCCUUGAAGAGUAAGAAUGGACACCUGGACCUGUUCCUCCGCUUCCUUAUGGGUCUCUCACUAAAGUCCAAUCAGAAUCUCUUACGAGGCCUUCUGACACAGACACAAAGUAGAACACAGAGUAAUAAGAAAAGAGUUAACAGAACAGUAGAGUACCUGUCAGAUUUAAUCAAGAAAGAAUCCUCACCAGAGAGGAUCAUCAACUUGUUCCACUGUCUGAAUGAACUUGGUACCAACUCUUUAGUUGAAGAGAUUCAAAUCUCCCUCCGAUCAGGGACUCUUUCAGAUAUAGAACUACAACCUCACCAAUGUUCAGCUCUGGCCUACCUGUUACUGAUGUCAGAGGAGGUACUGGAGAAGUUUGACAUGAAGACAUACAAGACAUUAAAGGAAGGAUAUCGGAGGUUGCUGCCGGUAGUGAAAACCUGUAAGAGAGCAAUGCUGUCAUUCUGUGGAGUCACAGAGGAAGGCUGUGAUUGGCUGGCCUCAGCUCUGAUGUCAAACUCCUGUCACCUAAGAGAGCUUGACCUGAGUAACAAUGACCUUGGGAAUUCAGGAGUGAAGCGUCUCGCUUCUGGACUGGGAAAUCCACAUUGUAAACUGGAAACACUGAGGCUGUCAUUCUGUGGAGUCACAGAGGAAGGCUGUGAUUGGCUGGCCUCAGCUCUGAUGUCAAACUCCUGUCACCUAAGAGAGCUUGACCUGAGUAACAAUGACCUGGGGAAUUCAGGAGUGAAGCGUCUCUCUUCUGGACUGGGAAAUCCACAUUGUAAACUGGAAACACUGAGGUUGUCAGGCUGUCUGGUCACAGAGGAAUGCUGUGCUUCUCUGGUCUCAGCUCUGAAGUCAAACCCCUCACACCUGAAAAAACUGGAUCUUAGCUACAAUCACCCAGGAGACUCAGGAGUCAGACUGCUCUCUGCUGGACUGGAGGAUCCACACUGGAGACUGGAGAAACUCAAUAUGGAUCAUGGUGGAGAGUGGAGGUUGAAAUCAGGACUGAAGAAAUAUGUCUGUGAUCUGACACUGGACCCAAACACAGUAAACGGAUUCCUCCGUCUGUCUGAGGAGAACAGAAAGGUGACAAGGAGGACAGUGGUGCAGCUGUAUCCUGAUCACCCAGAGAGAUUUGAGUACUAUCCACAGGUGUUGUGUAGAGAGGAUCUGUCUGGACGCUGUUACUGGGAGGUAGAGUGGAGUGGGGGAGGGGCUGAUAUAGGAGUGACUUAUAAAGGAAUCAACAGGAGAGGAGGUGUUGACUGUUGUCUUGGAGACAAUGACAAGUCCUGGAUUCUGAACUGUUAUGGUGACAGUUACUCUGCCUGUCACAAUAACAAUACAACUGACAUACCUGUCACCUCCUCAGACUCCCAUAGAGUAGGAGUGUAUCUGGACUGGUCAGCCGGCACUCUCUCCUUCUACAGGGUCUCCUCUGACACACUGACCCACCUGUACACAUUCAACACCACAUUUACUGAGCCCCUCUAUCCAGGGUUUAGGGUUGAUUAUUAUGACUCCUCAGUGUCUCUGUGUCUGAUGGUCCCUGUGUCAAACACAACAUGAUGUUUCACUAUAAUCAUGGUCAUGUUUAGUAGGACACAACA
This is a messenger RNA of Esox lucius (northern pike), 2990 nucleotides long. Its product is annotated as protein NLRC3-like. Bases 55 to 2949 code for a protein of 964 amino acids. NCBI's taxonomy places the organism in Eukaryota, Metazoa, Chordata, Actinopteri, Esociformes, Esocidae. The transcript has 8 exons. Gene Ontology annotation, molecular function: protein binding. The record is from RefSeq and is a predicted model, not a curated record.